GAAGUCGCUCAGAGUCAGGCAAGGCUUGCCAGUCGCAUUCCCCGCCUCUUGGCGAGGCUGGUGAGGAGACCCCGGAAAAGAGGCGCUGGCUCUCUCCGCGGGCUUCGGGGCGAACCGUCCCCCCCUUGCUUUCUCUCCCUCUCGCAAUCAUCGAUCACUGAACAUUAGUCACAACCACCUCUUCCUCGCGCCAUAAAAGGAAGGGGAGUGCAAAAAUUCAUACACACAGAAGAAGGGCAGGAUUAGAGGGCGAGAAGAAGCGAGCAAGCCAACAGGGACCGAAAGGCGCGCCCCCAAAGUUUUUUCUCUCGCUCUCUCUCGUUCUUUUCUUCUUUUGACAGCCCGCGGCUCGCCGAGCUCUUCGGGUCGCGAUUGGCGGUUCCGCGUGACAGUCACUACUACUUUUCCAGCGAGAAAGAAGCAACAAGCGGCCGGAGCGGCUGCGAUCGGCCGAGGGAAGGCACGGCUGCCCUUCAACGCGCGCGUGGGGAUCUGUCUGCCAGCGCAGCCAGCUAACUACCUAGCGCCGCGCUUUCCGCAGCGUCCGUCUAUUGUUGCCCGGCGGGACUCGACUCGACUCGAGGGGGCCCUGCGGAGAUUCGUUUUCUUCCCCCUCCGCCGCCGCCGGGAUUUGUCCAGAGUUUGCAUCAACUCCUCCUUUGUCCUCGGCUCCAUGCCGAGUUGAUCCCUCCCUCCUGCCCUCCCGCGCUCGCUGCCUCUCUGCAAGAAAGGGAACACCGGCGGUUUGCGAAGAGGACGAGGGGAAUGGGGGGCCAGAGGAGGCCGAGCGAGGCCGGGCGGCGGAUCGGGCUGGGCAGCGGCGGCGGCGGCUGCUCCUUGGAGCCGCUGGCUUGGCGUUUGCUGAUGCCCUUGCUGUUGAUUUUGCUGCUGCCGCCGCCUGCGGCUCACGCUCAAGAGGAGCCUUCGUGCAAGGGAGCCUUCGAUCUGUAUUUCGUCCUGGACAAAUCAGGGAGUGUCACGGACAAUUGGGUUCAAAUUGUUGACUUCGUGAAGCAGCUGACAGACAGAUUUGUGAGUGACAAGAUGAGACUAUCCUUCAUAGUGUUUUCCAUGCAAGCAAAGGUCAUUCUACCAUUAACGCAAGACAGAAACCAAAUCCAGAGAGGCCUUGAGGAGUUACGGAAUGUUAAGCCAGGAGGUGAAACGUACAUGCAUGAAGGAAUAAAAGAAGCAAAUAAACAAAUCCAGGAGGCUGGAGGCUUGAAGUCAAACAGCAUCAUCAUCGCUCUGACAGAUGGAAAAUUGGAAGGUUUGAUACCGCAAUAUGCAGAAAAAGAGGCAAAUCUUGCCAGAGAUUUGGGAGCAAGAGUUUAUUGUGUCGGAGUCCUCAAUUUCAACCAGGAACAGCUUGAAAGUAUAGCUGAUUCGAAAGAGCAAGUCUUCCCAGUCAAGGAAGGAUUUGCAGCCCUCCGAGGGAUAAUUAAUUCUAUAUUGAAGCAGUCAUGCACAGAGAUUUUAUAUCUGGAGCCCUCAAGCGUUUGUGUAGGAGAGGAGUUUCAAGUUGUGCUACGAGGACAUGGCUUCAUGUUGGGAAGGAGACACAGCAGUGUCGUCUGUACCUACACUAUAAAUGGCACAAUAAUUCAUGAAAAGCCUAAAGAGGUGCAGUCUGAUUUUAUGCUCUGCCCAGCACCCAUUCUCCAUGAAGUUGGCCAAACGCUGGAUGUUUUCGUCAGUUUGAAUCAAGGGCAGACCCCCAUCGCCAGCUCUUUAAUAAUUACUGCAACAGACUGUGCAAAUGGUAUCGCUGCACUUAUAGCUAUCCUUGUAUUGUUACUCUUGCUGGGCCUUGUUCUCCUAUGGUGGUUCUGGCCUCUGUGUUGUAAAGUGGUCAUUAAGGAUCCUCCUCCCCGGAUACAGCCAUCAGCUGCAAUAGAGGAUGAAGAUGAUUCUUUGCCUCAAAAGAAAUGGCCAACGGUGGAUGCUUCCUAUUAUGGUGGACGAGGAGUUGGAGGAAUUAAAAGAAUGGAGGUCCGCUGGGGUGAUAAAGGAUCGACCGAAGAAGGUGCGCGGCUAGAGAAAGCCAAAAAUGCUGUGGUGAAACUCCCUGAUGAGCCCGAAGAGCCAUUUCAACCUAGACCUCCAAGACCCAAGCCUACUACCUCAUUGACUGCUCAGGAAAAGUGGUACACGCCUAUUAAGGGUCGGCUCGAUGCACUGUGGGCUUUGCUGAGGCGGCAGUAUGACAGAGUGUCUUUGAUGCGACCGCAGCAAGGAGAUGAGGGCCGAUGCAUGAACUUCACCCGAGUUUAGUCUCAGUAAAGGAAGGCAACAAGAAUGAAAAGCUAUCACUUUUGUAAUGUAACCAAAGAACGACAAUGAAGCACUUACACAAAAAUCCUCAGAACACCUUCCCCUCUCAGCCUGGAAGAUUUGCUCUGUUUGAUUCCACUGCAACCCACAUGAUGCUGCUCUAAGCUCUUGCGUCCAUCAUUUCCUUCUAAGCUUGUUACCUCAUGCAGUAUUCAUUACAAUAUUAUAUGAUUUAGGGACAUAGGAAGCUGCCUAAUGCCGAGUCAGACCAUUGGUCCAUCUAGCUCAGUAUUAUCUACACUGACUGGCCGGAUUCCAGGCAGGAGCCUCCCCUAGCCCUACCUGGAGAUGCCAGGGAUUGAACCCGAGAUCUUCUGCAUGCAGACCACAUGCUCUGCCACUGAGAUGUAACCUGAAGGAUGUUAAAAACGUGUGUGUGCCCAUGUUGCCAACUGAAAAUCCAGUGCAGGAAUCGCAAGCAAAUGACCAAUGACAAUGGCUUUUGUUGUUGCUACUGUAGUUGAACGAUGCUUACUCCAGCCUUUAUGUGCCUCUAGCGGGAGCUGCAUUGCUUCUUGGAUGUGAAGAUGUCAUUUGCUAUUUAAACAGGAAACUAUUUGCCACAGGCAGAAGAGUGAAAUUCCCACCAGGCUUGGAAAAAUGCACGGGUUCAGUGCCUCGCAGCAAUGUCAUGUCACAAAAUCCUUCCAAGUCCCAUCCUUCCGCCACCCAUCGGAUUGUGCCUUAUGAGAACCUUCUGAUGGAAAAUGCUGUCACUUUAACACUGAGGAAUGCACAUGCAUGACAAUAUGUAUAGACACGGUGCCUCAAGGUAUUGGUAGCAUGGAAGAUUUGCCCUUUAGUUUCUGAAGACACCUUUCUUUCAUUUUGUACCCAGGACAGGAAGAAAAAUUAAUAGAGUGUUAUUCUACAGGAAGACAGCCUGUAACCAGAGAUCUUGAGCAGAGAGUGAAGGACUGAUGUGUCAAGGCCCAGGCACUGUGGCUGAUAUUUUUUAUCUCCACCUUUUUGCACUCGGCGCUCAGUAGCACAUAAAAUCAUUAUCCUCUGUAAACAUACCUAGUCAUUUUAGGCUCCUGUAUUAUUACUGUUAUUAUAAGGUUGGGGAAAAAAGAAAUUGCCACAAAGCUGGCAUCUCAGGGUCCUUUUCUCUCUCCCCCCAGCAAAUCUCCAAGGGCUCUUCAGCGUCACAAGCCAGCAACUCUCUUUGCAUGAGAAUUUCAAAGUUUAAUUAAUAUAAUUAAAGGCAACAGCAAGCAGCAGCCUGUGAAGGUUUUGCUCAUCUUUUUUAUGCCUUUUGACAUUGAAUGACCUAUUACUGUAUGCGCAUUACUCAGUUUUUGAGGGGGUACCAUGCCUUGGUGGAGAUUCAGCACUGGGGCCAAAAAGAGAGAAGAGAAGAGGCCUUUCCUUAAUUUAUAAAUUAAAUGUACAGAAGAACCAGCCAUUGGAAAAUGUUGACAAAGUAUGUGUUAUAAUUCAAUUUAAUUUUUUUUUUGGAAAAACCAGUGUUGUGUCACGUCGGUGGUGCCAGAUUAUGUUAGUGUGAGUGGAAACACUGUGGGGAAGGAAGGAGGUAGCAGCUGAAGAAAAAGGCUCAAAUGAUCCAGUCACUUUCGAUACUGUACUUCAGAUGCAAAAUGGAUAUUCGAGUCGAAACCUGACAAAAUGUGCCUACUUUGAUGGGAACCAGUAUAGACAAUGACCAGUGGCUGGGUCAGUGGGAUGUCUCUCUGCGAGCAGGGAGGCUUAUCAAAUGACACUAAAAAUAAGUUCAACCACCAUCACAUUUGAGGGGAAAAGGGUAACAUUUCAUGUUUGGUGGGCAUGCCUGUGCGCAAGACGGAAAAGGGCGAAGGGAUGCGUGCUGGUCUAAUUAUCCCCUUUGUUGCUUUUCAUUGAAAUCUCAAGGGACAUAGAAUAAUUCCCCUUGGUUGAUGGGCAAAUUUGUGGCUCUUCUCAGACAAUUCUUCCACCACAAUGUAGCCUCUUAUUUUCAGCUAGUUCUGGCUUGAGAUUGUUUACAUCACCAGUAGCAUUGCCAACACCCCAUGUGAGUUCACGUGAAUAAAAUCCUUUACCUAA
Rhineura floridana is the source of this 4380-nucleotide messenger RNA. RefSeq names its product ANTXR cell adhesion molecule 2 (gene ANTXR2). Lineage: Eukaryota; Metazoa; Chordata; Lepidosauria; Squamata; Rhineuridae. The record is from RefSeq and is a predicted model, not a curated record. The transcript has 17 exons. Bases 766 to 2274 code for a protein of 502 amino acids. Gene Ontology annotation, cellular component: membrane. Gene Ontology annotation, molecular function: signaling receptor activity.